AUGUCAUCACCACCACCAUACCAGACCCCUACCAACCUCCUCAAGCGACCCUCCAUUUCCUCAGCAGCCUCACAGCCUAUUCUCAAAAAGGCGCGCAUGCAUCCUCUCCGCCAGACCUCAUUUCCGACUCUCGAAGCAGAACGCAAUUUUGGCGCAGCUAGCGACGCAGCGCAGACGGUGUAUUUGCCGGAGCGGCCCGCGGAAAAAAAACGCGGUCGCAAAAGCAAGGCUGAGAAAGAACGCGAGCGCGAGCGCGAGGAUGCUCUUAGUUCCAGAGCCGGUGAUGGUCGAUUAGGAUCUGCCGAUGCCGAGGGCUCAGUACGAGGUAUGGGCGGCGGUGGAGGAGGUGGUGAUGAUGGUGAUGAGGAUGACGAUGACGAUGAGGGCGAGCUUUUGGGCCGUGAAGAGGGCACGACUGACACGGAGGCUGAGAAGAAGAACCUCGCUAUCUUGGUGGAUGCGUUUAAUCCCAUGCAAUCUGAGCGAUAUGACUUGUUCAAGCGCGCGAAGCUGCGCAAGGAAUCACUUCGUCGUAUCGUCAACCAUGCACUAUCGCAAUCAGUUCCAGCAAGUGUUGUCACUACAGUCAACGGUUUUACUAAGGUCUUCGCUGGUGAAAUUGUCGAAAAGGCACGCACGGUGCAGGCUGAAUGGGCAACGGCAUACGAUCAAGCUGCGCGGGCUGAGUUCGAUGCCGAGGAGGAGGCUGCCGAGAAGAGAGCACAGGCCAGAGCACAGGCACAAACUCAAGCUACACAGUCUAACGCAGGAACACCUACGCCAUCUGGAACCCCGGGUGGUGGAGUCAACAAUGGUAUCAAGAAAGAGUCCGACGCAGACCAAGCCAGACCCUCAGCCACUCCUGUCCAUAAUGCCAACGCUGUAUCAUCUCCUUCUCCAUCAUUGCAUACACUCGGUCUAUCGUCAGCACCCCUACGCCCACGUCGCGAAUUCCGACCGCCGCCCAAUCCCCACCGGGGCCAACUUCUACCUGCCCACCUUCGGGAAGCGCUACGGCGCUCGAAACGCGAUGGUGAGGGUGGAGGCGUUGGCUUCUCCGGGAUGAGUCUGGACAAUUUGGGAGUCAAAGGUUCCGUUACUUGGAACGCGGGCUCUGUUGGCGGCCGUCGAAUCUUCCGUUAA
Penicillium maclennaniae is the source of this 1143-nucleotide messenger RNA. RefSeq names its product transcription initiation factor TFIID subunit 11 family protein. Gene Ontology annotation, biological process: transcription initiation at RNA polymerase II promoter; RNA polymerase II preinitiation complex assembly. The record is from RefSeq and is a predicted model, not a curated record. The transcript is spliced from 3 exons. Gene Ontology annotation, molecular function: protein heterodimerization activity; transcription coactivator activity. Bases 1 to 1143 code for a protein of 380 amino acids. NCBI's taxonomy places the organism in Eukaryota, Fungi, Ascomycota, Eurotiomycetes, Eurotiales, Aspergillaceae. Gene Ontology annotation, cellular component: transcription factor TFIID complex; nucleus.